Molecule: messenger RNA, 890 nt
Organism: Physcomitrium patens
Lineage: Eukaryota; Viridiplantae; Streptophyta; Bryopsida; Funariales; Funariaceae
Product: NADH dehydrogenase [ubiquinone] 1 beta subcomplex subunit 2
Cellular component (GO): mitochondrial inner membrane; respiratory chain complex I
Source: RefSeq, a predicted model, not a curated record
CAGUACAGGUCGGGCAGGCGAGAAAGUUUUAGAAGGGCAGCGUCUCUCUCCCUCUCGCUUGCAACACAGCUCGACGGUUCUCCGACGAGGUUGCCUCGGCACUUUUGCAUUGUGUUCCUGGUGCAUUGGGUUGGAAAUCAGGGGAGCGGUUGGAGCCAAUUCGGGAGCCAUGGCAGGAGGAGGAGGGCACGGCGCUCACAACAUCACUCACGGUGGACUGUCCCUCCACGCCACGAAAGGAUGGCAUUCGCGCGUCGGCCAAGGCAUGUGCGCCGUCAUGUGGCUCUGGGUUUUGUACAGAGCGAAACAAGACGGUGCAGUGUUGAUGGGAUGGCGUCAUCCUUGGGAGGGUCAUGGGCACGGUGGACACAAUGAACAUGAAGAGGCUAAGCAUCGCUGAAACAAGUUGGAGCCUGGCAUCUCCGGAGAGAGGAACAUUCGAAGUUUUCUUGCACAUCAAAUGACUCGCGUAGUUUUCUUGACAGCUGAUAGAGUACUGUGAGGGCACUGAAUCUUAAUCCUGUAGCUUUCCAGUCUUGAAAUUGUUUAUUACAUGAGGUUCACCAGCUCAGAGCAUGUGAAGAAUACGAGGGGUCAAGGGCUAGUGUAUUCGUUGGUUUGAAGAGGGCUUUUUGUGUUCUGGAACAUAGCAUACCUUGGUUCGUACUGCGUUACCUUUUCUUUUUCCCCAACCAAUAAGCUUAUUCCAUUGGUUUUAAUUACGAGAGAACUACAUUGUAUCCUUUCUCAGUCGUACCUCUGAUAACACAUUCAGUGUUUAUGUGCAUUAUCAUUGUGUCUACCAGAACCCGCUACUUUACAUGAACUAAAGCAAAGCGAAAUAAAACUGCUGGUAGGUCUGGCCUUUUUUUUCCCCCUUUCUGGGCAAA